Haemonchus placei is the source of this 981-nucleotide messenger RNA. Lineage: Eukaryota; Metazoa; Nematoda; Chromadorea; Rhabditida; Trichostrongylidae. The record is from the annotation of a GenBank genome assembly.
AUGCUCGCACGCUUUCGUGUAGGAAGAAUUGUAAUGACAGCUGACAUCGAAAAGGUGCUUUUGCAAGUAAGACUACACGAAACAGACUGUGACGCAACGCGCUUCCUAUGGAUAAAGGACCUAUGGAGACCGUUGGCAGAGAACAACAUCGUCACAUACAGAUUCACCAGAGUAACUUUUGGCUUGAACGCCUCACCCUUCUUGCUCGCCGCAACAAUAAAUUUCCAUUUGGAGACAUCGACAUACGACAUUAAAAUUGCAUCGAAGAUAAUAUGCAUGUCGACAAUCUACACUGGCUGAAACAAGACAGAAAGCACUCUGCCAGUACAAGGAAGCCGUAAAAAUCUUCAACGAACUCAAUGUAAACAUGUGAGAAUUCGCAUCCAAUGAUCCCAACGUAAGGGCGCAAUUCGACGAUAAAGACAAAUGGACAUCAACAUCGGUCAAAGUUCUCGAAAUCAACUGGAACACUACGCCAAAUGUAAUGUGCAGCCACACGAUCUGAUCACAAAAAGGACAGUUCUGCACGCCAUAGCAUCAGUAUAUGAUCCACUAGGAUGGAUAUCCCCACUGAUGGUUAGAGCCAAGUAUUUCUUCCAAUCACUAUGGACCGAGUCGUACAAAUGGGAUGACACACUUUCAUAAAAAAACCAAGCGACAUGGGAGAAACUAUUCCGAGGGAGGGAUUCCACAAGCAAAUUACCAGACAAGUGGCCAACAAAGAGGACCAACAUGAACUCAUCACCCUCAACCAUGCUAAUACACACACGAUGGCAGCCCGUACGUACAUCAAGAAGGAGGAAAACACUGGCUAAUUCAAGCAGAGACAAAGUUACCGUCACUCAAAGCAGUGCACACGGUACCAAAGCUCGAGAUAAACGCGCUGACCGUAGCGACACGACUCACGUAUCCACUUAUGAAGAACUCAAGGAAAAACAACAAAAAUCAAAGCCGUCUACAUUCUCACCGACUCAGAAAUAG